Messenger RNA from Durusdinium trenchii, 1299 nucleotides. NCBI's taxonomy places the organism in Eukaryota, Dinophyceae, Suessiales, Symbiodiniaceae. The record is from the annotation of a GenBank genome assembly.
AGCUUUGGCUCAAGAUUCCGGUCGAGCCGAGCAACGAUGAACUCGCCUCUAUCUAGCAGCGACUCCGUAUGGCGAAGCAUGGCGGUGAAAAGCGAUACAGGACUAGAGCUAAGAUCCGAGUCUGAUCUCUACAUGAAAGGCAAGAUCAGCCGCCUGAAGGAGUUCUAUUUACGCAGGCUUUCGCAAAGCGAUACUGCUGCAGUUGCACGGCUCCGGGCAAGGUCACCAAGGUCAAACUUGGGGAGCCCCCGCCAGCUGAGUCCAAGACAGACGCCCAGGAGCUUGGAUGCUGAACUUACCGAGGCAAUCUACGAGAAACAGACGAACAGCAACAGCAAGGCGGCUUUGUCGCCUGCUACCAUGGAGAAGCUGGGGUCAAAAGUAGGGCCGCACAUUGAAAUGCUUAAUGCCAAGCUCAUCAGCUUGCGUGCAGCUCUGGAGAGCAGGAUCCUGGAUGGAAGCAGUCAGAGCAAUGUAUUGCGGCAUUUGACCCAGCUGAGGUAUCACCUGGAUAAUGCAUUGAAGUGGGCGCCUGAUGCCGCCUUUUCUGGGCCUGCCAUUGAACACACAAUUCAGCAGGUUCAGCAACUCGCAAGCACAGCUCGUGUGCUUGCACCUGGGGUGUAUGUGUUCUCCAAGCGCACGGAGCACAUUCUGAUCCGGAAGGAGCGCGCUUUGAAGAAGGCAGCGCAAAUUCUUUAUGAAGACUAUCGAAAGCCCCCGUCAUAUUCAGAUAUAUUGAAAGGCGACAUCAGGAUACCCACUUCUAGGACCAGCAAGGCAGAAUCCACAGUGGUCAGCGAAUUUGAUUCUGAAUGUGGUACGAUGUAUGCGGACACAGUGAUCACUUGGGAUAGCCCCGCUGAUGUUGGAAAUGUGCAGGACGUUAACGAAUACUUGGCGUUGAAGAGUGAGGACCAGCAACGUCGCUGGUUUUACUCUCAGUGCUUGGCUGCAAAGAUGGCAGCUGCUGAUAAAGCCCGAGCGCGGAAGAUUCUCAUCUCUGACUUGUACUCCAAGGUCAAGAAGGCCGAUGGUCUUCCAAUCACCAAUUGGAUGAUGUUCAUUCAAGAACAGCUAAUGGUUGGCCAACUGUCUCCUGCAGCUGUGAGUUGCGUUCAUUGAGUGUUUACUGCUGCGCUCAUGCCAGACUCUUUGUGUUUUGGCCUGCAAGCUUAAUUAAUUAGCUCGAGCUGAUCACAAAUAACAGCCUUUAGGUUUGCCGUGGAACUGACUUACAUUUCCGGUCCGCAGAGAUCCUUACUGCUGAGAUUACCCGAUGCUGCGCAGAAGUCAAGC